This is a messenger RNA of Fopius arisanus, 994 nucleotides long. RefSeq names its product copper transporter 5.1-like. The transcript is spliced from 4 exons. Gene Ontology annotation, biological process: copper ion transmembrane transport. Lineage: Eukaryota; Metazoa; Arthropoda; Insecta; Hymenoptera; Braconidae. Gene Ontology annotation, molecular function: copper ion transmembrane transporter activity. Bases 236 to 853 code for a protein of 205 amino acids. The record is from RefSeq and is a predicted model, not a curated record. Gene Ontology annotation, cellular component: plasma membrane.
UCAAUGUGCUAGAUGAAGAGAAGAGUCAAAUGACUCAAUACUUGAUUCAAAUCAGCCAUUUUUCAGGAUGUAGGGUAGUUGGGUAGGGCUGUCUAAUGUUUACUUAUUAGAAUGCACUCUGUUCCGUCAACACUGCUAUCAUAUGGUCAUAAGAAUGUCGUUUUAUCACUUGAAUGGGAGCUAGGAGUACUCCAACAGUUUUCUACUUUUCCAACAGUAUAACAUUUUGUAAAUAAUGAUGCAUAUGUGGUUCUGGUUUGGCACGGAUCUCAGGCCAUUUAUUCUCCCUGGAUACAACGUUACAACUACCUGGGGUCUAGUUGCAACUUGUCUAGGACUCAUAGCCCUGGCCAUCACCUACGAGGCCAUGAAGACAUUUCAAAUAAAAAUUCGUCAGAUCAAUAAAGCUGCAUUAUCUCCAAGUGCAUCCAGUGUGAAUGAAAACUCAUUUCUCUUGUAUCAUUUAGUACCUGCAGGUCUAGCUGAUAAUAGAGGAUUCCGUUGUCACUCGUUAUGUCGGUGGUUAAUCGAGGUGUUUCACUAUGCAGUUCAUGCUGCACUUGGCUACAUAAUGAUGCUUGCAGCAAUGACUUACAACGGAUACAUUUGCCUGGCCUUAAUAACGGGUGCAGCUAUCGGUUAUCACAUUUUUGGACCGACGUUGCUAGCCCUCAAUUUGAAAGAAGUUCGUCGAAGGUACGAAGACGUCCCGUGCGAAUCAGAAUGCGUUGGGGCAAAUGUCGAGACGUCUGAGGGCGGGAGCCAACAGUCGACAGUUUCUGUUGUCGAACCAGAAAUUUCUGCAGUUAAUGCGGAGGUUCAUACUCAAAAUGAUCCCCAGAACGAACAAUGAUUUUCUGCUCAAUUCUCAUCAAAGCGGACUGAUAAAAUUAUGUGCUGAUAUUAUGAAACUAGUGAGGAUAUUUUUAACUGAUUGUUUUAUAUUGACAAAUUCUACGUGGAUAAAUAUACAUGUUGUUUUUACUAUGUUAAA